ACAGCUGAUGCUGCGGUCACGUGACCCUCCUCCGGGUUUUCCUGCAGCUCUCAGUCAGACUGGAUCAGUUUGUCUGCUGGACUCAGAGAGAUGGCUUCAUCCUUCCUCUGCCUCACCCUCCUCUUCAUCACCAUCUACUCAGCAGAUGGAUUUGAGAUGUAUACAGUGGAUCGGUGUGUGUUUAACUCUACGGAGCUGAAGGACAUCGAGUACAUCAGGUCUUAUUACUACCACAAACUGGAGUUCACCAGGUUCAGCAGCAGUUUGGGGAAGUAUGUCGGAUACACGGAGUACGGAGUGAAGAAUGCUGAAAGCUGGAACCAAGAUAAAGGAAAUCUGGCUGCUAUGAACGCUCAGAAAGACACGUACUGCCAACACAACAUUGGUAUUGACUACCAGGGUUUUCUGUCUAAAUCAGCUGAACCCACUGUAGAACUGUACUCCACCACGCCCCCUGCUGGUCGCCAUCCCGCCAUGUUGGUCUGCAGCGUCUACGACUUCUACCCUAAAACCAUCAGAGUCAGCUGGCUCAGAGACGGACAGGAAGUCAGGUCUGAUGUCACUUCCACCGAUGAGAUGGAGGACGGUGAUUGGUACUACCAGAUCCAGUCCCACCUGGAGUACACUCCCAGGUCUGGAGAGAAGAUCUCCUGUAAGGUGGAACACGCCAGCCUGAAGGAGCCUCUGAUAAAGGACUGGGACCCGUCCAUGCCUGAGUCAGAGAAAAACAAGAUCGCCAUCGGAGCCUCAGGACUGAUCCUGGGUCUGAUCUUAUCUCUGGCUGGAUUCAUCUACUACAGGAGGAAGGCCCGAGGUCGUAUUCUGGUCCCUACAAACUGAGACCAGAUCCUGGUUCUGGACCUGGUCCUGGUUCUGGUCCUGUCAGAUGUAGAACCAGCUGCUGCUUUAACCUGCCUCCUCCUCCUCAGCAUAAGAUGAUCCUGGUUGGACCGGACUGAUGUAAACCUGAUCCAGAACUGGACUAACAGGUCUGAACCUGGUCCAGGACCCUCACAGUGGUCCUCCAUCAGGUCUCAGUCCUCUGACAGUCCUGGAUCAGGUGUGAUCUGGACUGUGGUGUGUGCUUCUCUGUGUAAAUCAGUGUGUUCUAUAACAUGUAAUCAGAUCUAUUGAUGAUGAUCAGCUUCAACUGUUUUCAGUUUUUAAUAAACAGAAACUCUCCUGUC
This is a messenger RNA of Melanotaenia boesemani (Boeseman's rainbowfish), 1187 nucleotides long. Its product is annotated as H-2 class II histocompatibility antigen, E-S beta chain-like. Gene Ontology annotation, cellular component: membrane; MHC class II protein complex. The record is from RefSeq and is a predicted model, not a curated record. The coding region runs from base 91 to 840 and encodes 249 amino acids. The transcript has 6 exons. Gene Ontology annotation, molecular function: MHC class II protein complex binding. Gene Ontology annotation, biological process: peptide antigen assembly with MHC class II protein complex; antigen processing and presentation of exogenous peptide antigen via MHC class II; immune response. Lineage: Eukaryota; Metazoa; Chordata; Actinopteri; Atheriniformes; Melanotaeniidae.